Molecule: messenger RNA, 2984 nt
Organism: Photinus pyralis (common eastern firefly)
Lineage: Eukaryota; Metazoa; Arthropoda; Insecta; Coleoptera; Lampyridae
Product: farnesyl pyrophosphate synthase-like
Exons: 6
Coding region: 590-1807 (405 amino acids)
Biological process (GO): trans, trans-farnesyl diphosphate biosynthetic process
Cellular component (GO): cytoplasm
Molecular function (GO): (2E,6E)-farnesyl diphosphate synthase activity; dimethylallyltranstransferase activity
Source: RefSeq, a predicted model, not a curated record
ACAAAAGUUAUUACGUUUAAAAAAUGCGCUUUAUUUGCACAAGAGUUGUGCACAAUUUAUACAAAUAUUUCUUUCCUGUGCCAAUUCAGCUAACAGCAUUACAUCAAACCACUUUUCAUUGCUUUUAUGUUUAUGACGCUCGGCCUGAGGAUGACCACAAUAGAUCGAAAUCGAUAGCCUAAGAAGACAAUUAAAAAAACGUGUCAAAACAACGUUUUAUUACAUACUUCAUUAACCCACACGUUUCACAUUUAACGAGAGAUGGAACACUACAUCCAAUGGAAAAUUAUAGUCCUUGAAGGAUAAGCGUGCAAUUAAACAUAUUUCUUAUUCAAUUUACUAAAACAAUACACAGUCGUGGUUAGAUUGUUUUGUUCGUUUUUUUAAUGUAUGCUUUCAAGAUAAGUUAACAAUUCAUACUUCGCAAAACCAUUGGAAACAGCAAUUUGUUUGAUGCAAUUACAUAUCCAAACAUGUGUUUUGUAUAACAAGACGGUGUAAAUUACUUACAAGGGUAAACUUGAAUCUUUUGCAAUCAACGCUACGAAACCAACAGCCAUACACACUAUUUCUGUUCAAGUGAUUCAAAAUGGGCGCCGGAUUCAAAUUGCUCAACAACUGGUUAAAGACAUGUAUACAAGGCGGUUCAUAUUCGUGGCCUACCAUUGGGAGCUCCGCAAUGAUGAGAGAUGAAGUGUGGGUUAAACGGGGGCAAAGUUGCCUCCUUUUUAGUUUUUCAAGCCAAUUUGACUCCAAAUUACACGAAACAUCCAUAGACGAGUGUAUGCCUUGUUUUGUCGACUUAACUAAAACAUUGACGACAAUGCGGACGAAUGAAAUAUCUGAUGCCAUGGAACGAUAUGCCAAAACCUUGAUCUACAACGUGCCGAGAGGAAAAAAGAUUCGUGUCAGGGCAACUGUUACCGCUUACAAACUCUUGGAAUCUGCAGAAAGACUCACGCCAGAAAAUUUACGAUUGGCACAUAUAAUAGGAUGGUGCAUUGAAAUGAUGAAUGCCGCAAUAUUAAUAGAAGAUGACAUUAUGGAUGCAUCUUUAAUGCGAAGAGGAGCGCCUUGUUGGUAUUUGGUUGAAGGUAUUGGUAUGCGCGCUUUGACUGAUGCUAGUUUGAUUGAAAAUUCGGUGUACGAUAUUUUAAAAACACAUUUUUCGAACCAAAAAUGUUACAUACAUUUAGUUGAAUUAUUCCGCCUUGUAAUGUAUUUCACUGGUCUUGGGCAAGCUUUGGAUACCUUACGGCCUGCAACUAAAAAUGGAAGGUGCGAUCUAGAUUUUUACUCCGAAGAUAAAUACAAAAAUAUUGUCAAAUAUAAAACUCAUUACUAUACCUGCGAGUUUCCGGUUAGAGUAGCUUUGUAUUUAACCGGUAAACUUAAUCACGAGGAGUUUAAACCCCACUUCGACGUUUUGUUUGAGAUGAGCUAUUUUUUUCAACUACAAAACGAUUUUUUAGAUUGUUUUGGAAAUUCUGGCAUUACGGGAAAGGAAGGGACAGAUAUACAGGAAGGGAAGUGUACCUGGCUGAUAAUGACAGCUGUGCGCAGAGCCAACGCAUCUCAAAGACGUGCUUUAUCCGAAAACUAUGGAAAACGAAACACGGAAAGCGUUCGCAUAGUUCGCAAUUUAUAUGAAGAGUUGAUGAUUCCAAAAACAUACUUUGCAUUGGAAGAUAAUGUUUCCAAUUUGAUAUACAAACGGACACGUGAGGUUUCGAACGCUUUGCCAGACUUCCUCAUAUAUAAAAUGAAGGACAUGAUGUGCAAAAAAGUUUCGAAUUAUACUGAUUAAAUUAUCCAGUUCCUAUAUCAUGGCAAAGAGGUGCCGGUUCGAUAUGCGGUCCCCCUUAUUCGAGAAGGGGAGAGAUCGACGCGACACGUGGCGGAGAAAUAUGUAACUAACCUAAACGGGAUAAAUAAUAAGCAUUAUGGCUGAAUGUACGUUAAAUUCGUCCUCUUUAAAAAAAAAUAAGAGCAAGAAUUAUUGUUGUGUGCCUCAGUGUUUCACUGGAUAUGAUACGAUACAUACAAAACACAAUUUAACCCCGUUUACACCGCCCAUUUUGUUUUGUGGUAGCGCCAUCUGUUAUCACUUCCCUUCUCGAAUAGUAUCUGAUUCGAUACGCGGUAUGGCGACCUGCUUCAGAGCAAUUGGUUCGACAUACAGUCUACCUCAGAGUUAUCUAGUUCACGUAGUAUCUAUAGUUCAAUAAGCGGUUAGCGGUGAAGUAUAAUAAUUAUUUAUUUAUUUAUAGUCAUAUCUCGACCGAUUCAAAAAAUUCAGCGUCAAGUUGGCAAUGGAGGUUUAAUUAUGAAAAUACGGCUUAAUUAGACAUUUGAAUUUUUAACUCAAUUCACAACUCGAAAUAAAUUAGUUCACGAUAAACACUAUCACCGCCAACUAUAAUGACGCUGAAUUUUUUUAGUAGCUCUUUAUAAUAAUAGGUAAGUAAGAGUUUAAAACUACGAUCAAAUUACUAAUAUAUUGAAAACAGUAACAAACUUGUCAGCUGCAUGUCUUCGUAAAAGUUUCCAUACCCAUUUCAUUACAUGAUUUCUUUUGAUAUUUCUAAACCGGUGUUUGUGUUAGGUAGUCUGGAAAUGGAGUAGACCUCAUAUCGAACCGGUACCGGCAAAGAAUAUUUAACCAUGGGUACAUUUAGAUAAUUACUAUAAGUACUGCCUAUUAUGAGUAUCAUCAAAUGAUGGAAUGAUUGACUUUAUAGUACGGUCUGUCUGACUGGAAGUCGAAAUUGAAACCCAUGGCAACUAAUAUCGCAAUGUAUAAUUAUUGCCAUAGGAUUAUAUGACCGUGCUGUCAUUAACUUAAUAGGAAUAAUUGGUUUAAUGUGAUGUGUGAGACAAUUUAAUUGUAACGUAUGUAUGUUUGAUAUUAUUUUAUGUUCAUUAUUAUGUGAUAUUGUUCAUGUUAUUAUGAUUGUUACAAAAUAGACACAAUCUUUUAUGGA